CUGAAAGUCUGUACAUUUUGUCAAUAAACCUGAUUUUCAAUUGGGGUUAAAUAAUUUUGAUUACAACUGUAUAGAAACACACAGAAAUAUACACACAAUAUGUGAGAGGAGAAUUGAGAACUAUAGAACGGUUGGGGGGAAAAGACAAUGUUACUUAUUCAGAAAUUGUAUUUCUUUACAACACUCUGUUAUUUUUGUAAUUAAAUGAUUACAUUAAAUAAUGCACAUACCAAAAAUGAAAACACAUUUAAACAUUUCUUUUCAGGACAUCCAAAAUACUUGAAUUGUGGAGGUGUAUUUUUUCACAAACCACUUGGUAGUGAAAGAGAGAAAGUACAACAGUGGCCUUGCUUUAAUAUUUUUGCAUAAGCCUUUAAAAUUAUGUAAUACUUUUGGAUACAAUUUAUGGAUACAAUUACCCUGGUGUAGAGGUGCUCAAAUGUAUCAUACAGUAUGCAUCAAUGAUCACCAGUCUUUACAUAAAAAAACCUGAACAAUGAAUAUCCAAAAAUGUUGAGAAAUGUGCAAUACAAACACUCACAAACUCCCAUCAUAGCAGAAAAUGAUGCCUUAUAUAUUGUUUUCUUCCCCAAACCAAUUAUAUUAUCAAUUAUGUUUCCAGAAUGUAACAGCAUGCAAAUCAUCUUUAGCCUUAGUAUAAUUAGGAUUUAGGUUUCACUCAAAGUUAAUAAUAACACUGAUUUACAUUCUUUGCACAUUAGCCUUUCCUGUGAAAGACAUUGUACAUUUGGCUUUACGUGCCAUAAUAGAUUUUUCUGAAUGCGUCACGUGACACACACUUAUUUUAUCCUAUGUUGCAGGGUAUCAUUUUGAUUUGAAGGUAUUUACUAAAGAUACAUAUUUGCUGUAACUAAUGUAGUCCAAAUCAAUACAGAAACAUAAGACUUACAGAUGAACAUGGCUAGUUAGAUUUUAUUGAUGUAUUUAACUACUGAUUUACAAGUCUCCGAGGAGGUACCAAAGUGGGUAUGAAACUCAUCAGAUUGAUUAAUUCCUUCACCCUUUAAGCCUUAACCGUGAUGUUGUUUCAAUAAAUAAUCCUCUUUUUUCUCCAUACUUGUAUAUUGAGAUGUUAUUUUUCUUAAUGAGAAAGGAAGGGUGAAGGAUCCUGUCACAUGCUAAAGGUAGGGGUGAGUUUUUCUCAUUCUUUUUUUUUUUUCAUACAGUUUGUUUAAAAAAAAAUCUAUUCCAUACUUGAUGAAAGUAUUAUUAUAUAAAAAAAAAUAUUUAUGAGUUAACAGUUGUCUUUAAAUAGUUCAAAAAAUAUAAGCCUCUGGUGGUCAAUAUCACCCACAGGGGAAGGUUUAUUCCUUACCAUGCCGUGUCAUGUGUGCUAAGCAGAAAUAAAAAAAAUGGCAAAUGGGCAGCUCCCAAUCACAAGUAAUUUGUCUUGCACCCCCCUUGUGCCCCAUAUCACUGUCCCCUGCACCCUCUCAAAGCCUGUGGGUGGGGAAUGGAGCAUUAAUAUUGACAAGAGUAUCUAAUGUCCCCCACCCUAACCACCACACAUGGGUGCUGGAUGGUGGACAUGCCGUUGUCCAAUCCCCAAUAAACAGUAGGCUUUUCAAGCCUUUAGUAUCCAUUUAAAUUAAAAACUUCCUAGCCCAUUAAAUUAAUACCUGUAAAAGUUUUUAAAAAUCAUACAUACCAAUUUUCUUUCUUCUAAAAGCGCUGCACUCAGCUCAUUAAAUAGGGAUUUUAGUCCAUCUAUGGUAAAAAUUGGGAUGAACAGGGUAAAAUUCCUGCUCACACCAAGGAGACCCAGGUAUCAAUAGACACCUGGGCUCUUCUCUGUCAGCUGGGGCCAUAUUCAGUCUCCCCAGAUUGACAGAUGAGCAGCAUGCAGCACUCACAGUGGGCACUGCAUACAUUCCUUUAAACCAAUUGAAGACACAGUGGGAAACAUGCUUUCCUGUAAUAUUGAAACCAGCUAAUAGAUGGUGGUCAGUUACCACUCUCCACUGUUUCAACCAGGAAAUUGGUGUUCUGACAUCAGUACUUAUAUCAGCAGAGGGUUUCCCUAGGGUUAGAUGUAGGGUUAGCUAUUAGGUCAGUACCAGGUUAAUGGUGGUUUAUUGUUAAUGCUGUGUUGAGGUUAGGGAUAGUAUAGGGUUAUGGUUAGCAGUAAGGUUAGGGAAGGUUAGGUUAGGUAUAUGGUUAGCGUUAGUGUAAGCACAGGGUUAUGGGUAAGGUAUUAUUAUUAUUAUUAUUAUUGCCAUUUAUAUAGCGCCAACAGAUUCCAUAAUGCUUUAAAAUAUUAUGAGAGGGGGGAUUUAACUAGAAAUAGGCAAAUUACAAGAAAACUUACAGGAACAAUAGGUUGAAGAGGAUCCUGCUCAAAUGAGCUUACAGUCUAUAGGAGGUGCGGUAUAAAACACAUUAGGACAGGAAAUAGCAAUCAAAUAAGGUGGGAGUGAAGCAGAAUUGGAGGAGAGAGUAAAGUGCUGCCCUUUAGGAGAGAGCAAGAGACAGGUAUGUGAGGUAGAGGUUACUCUGGGAGGCCAUAGGCUUUAGAUACAGUGUUAGUAAGGGGUUGAUAUAGGGUUAUCAUUAAGGUAUAUUAUGCUUAUAUUUGAGGCUAUUAACAAUCAGCUAUCCAUCAAUGUUGAGCUGUUUUUAUUUAGUUGCACAGGAUGUGUAAAAAUUAUUAUAAGCACAAAUGUGAAAGAAAUAUUUUGUUCACGUUUUUUUAUUCAAACAUAUCAGACAUUAAAAGAAAUCCUGUUCUGUCCUUUAAAAAGAUUUAAAAAAAAAAAUAAUAAUAAAAAAAAAUUAUAUAUAUAUAUAUAUAUAUAUAAUAAAAAAAAACUAUAAAAUAUAUAUAAUAUUUAUGGGAGCACUUAAAGUUUCUUUUAUUUUCCAGAACUUGUACACAUGACUCUGUUCUUAAGUGGUUAAUGCAGUAUGUAUCAAUCUUGAAUCAAUUUCACAUGUUGAAUUGUUUUAAAGUAUCAUAUGAACAUGUUUUUUUCCUCCAAGAGGGUAAUUUAGUUAUUUGCUGAUAAGAUUACUUUAAUAUAUUUAUAUAGCUAUUUUAUUACAUGGAUACCCUACAUACCAUGACCAAGCAAAGACAUUGCAUUAAACUACCAAAGAGGCAGAUAAGUAAGUAUUUCAUAUUUUUCUGAAACCUCUUUUGUAAUGCAAAACAAAACACAAAAUAUAUCAAAUUCACAGAAUCUAAUCAAAAUGUGAUAAGCAAUCUUUUCUUUAUAGCUACUUCAAAUUCUAAUUGAAACAGUGCCAGGCUGUAGUGUACAUUGAAUGUGAUUUGUUUUUAUAUUAGUCUAUGUUUGGUGUACAAAACAUAAAAAAAGGAAACCAAGUUAUCUAACUCAUAUGCAUACUUUAAAUUUUAUUGAAAACGAAUGAAAUCACAUGUAUUUUCUAUAGAUAGUUGUCCUUGCGUUAUAUUUAAGGCUGCAUUGUAGGAAAAAAUGUGUAUGGACUUUGAAAGCCAUAUUCUAAUAAUAUUUAUAUAUAUUUUUUUUUUUAUAAACCUUUUAUCUACCAAUAAAUACUCUUAUAUAAGAGGUAUGCAUCCAUACACUCUAUGUGUGUAUAAUUGCAUAACAAAAUGUGUUGCUUUGCCAAAUGUGCAUUUAGUUAGUCUUAUCAGCAACAGAUGAAAGUAACAUCUCUAGCAACUGCCCAAGCAGUGAACAGAUUCUGAUUGAGCUAGACUGACUUGUCAAAGAACAUUUACCAGCACAGAUCAUUGACCAACAUGGCCCAAGUGGAUAUUGUUUCAAAAUCCAGUUUGAGUUGUUAUAUUUACUGCUACCAGCUUCAAGAGAACUCCACCCCUAUAUUCAGGCAAUUGGCCAAUUACACAUUAUGUUGUUAUUAACCUCUUUAUUGUAUCUUCCAUUACAUAUCAUGAUUUGUUAAUUAUCUGCUAUCUCCUAUCCAUCUGCAGAGGAACAAGGAGUAUUUAACCUUUUAAGGACACAUGACGGAAAUAUUUCAUCAUGAUCCCCUUUUAUUCCAGAAGUUAUGUCCUUAAGGGGUUAAAACUCAGUCUGUUGAUAAUAUAUUUGCACUCCUAAUGAUCUUGUAGGUUAUAAAAUAUAUAAGGGUCUCUGUUUCUCUUCAUUAAAUAGGGAACUUAUAACAUACUGAGUAGUCAUAAUAGCCUCUCAGCUAUUUGAUUGUGAUCUUGAUACAACUCACUAAUCUCUGAACAGACCAUGAAAGGGGCACUCCAUGUAUCAAAACAACUUCAUUUAAAUGAAGUUGUUAUUGUGCUAGGAGGCCCCUGGACACACUCUCAUCUUCAGGGGUUAAACCAUUAUCUUAAUUAACCCCCAGAUGGCAUCGGGCUUCUGAAAUUUCAGUACACCACUGAUUGGUUGAGAGUGGUCAGCUGGCACUCUCAGCCAAUCAGUGUCUCCCCAUUCACAAAAUGACCUGAAAAAGUGUUUGCCCAAGCCAGUUUUGUGAAUGGGGAGUCAGCUGACCUCUCUCAAUUAAUGGGGCCCUUGCUCGGAGGCACUCUGUGCUUCCUGAAACUGUAAAUGUGAUAAACUGGAUGCCACCGGGGAGGGGGGUUAAGAUCGGCACUGGAGGCAACUUUAGGAGUGGAAUAACCCCUGAAGGCAAGAGUGUUCCCAGGGGCAUUCUGGUACCAUAACAAGUUAAUUUAGAUGAAUCUGUUAUGGUGCCUUCUGCCUAGAUUGAAGUUGCUUUUUCUCAUUUGUUUUUUUUUUAAAUCAAACUUAAAAAAACAUUUAAAUAUAUUGAAUACAAAAUAAUAUUGUGUCUGUGUAUUUGCCAGGAAUUUGGCUAGCACAUGGAAGACAUGUGUGGAGGAAAUGCUAUAUUCCUAUUGUUGUUUUUAUGUUGUAAGGAAUUUGGGAGACUAAGCUUGCCAAUGGAAAUUAAGAUGCACAUACACAUGCUCUGUGUCAAAACAAUUUGACUCUGGAAGUUAACAAUUUUGCUUCUUGAACGUGCUCCAACAAUGGACAAGAACUUGGAUGAACUUAAAAGGAAUUGCAUUAAAGAAGCGAUUGCAUUCACACGUUUUUUGCAAGCUGACAGUAUUUAAUUAAGACAGGAUCAAUGUUUCUGUCUACACUUGUACCAUCAUCUUGAUCCUUUUAAUUUAAUCAUCAAUAUCAAAAGAACAAAGGUUUAGUGCAGGUGUAGAAACUGCUAUGGUAAGCAGCCUCUUAUCUUAUAUUGUGCAAAGAUAGUGUACCACAUUAGUCCUAUAGAAACACAUUAUUAGAACAGCCAACGUUGGCUGGGUUUUUGUAUUUACCAAUCGGGCACUGAAAAUAAAUAUGUAGGUUUGUAAAAAUUGCUUAUGAUUGUGUUUGUUAAAUCUAAAUUAAGGCUUAGAACAGCUAAAUGAUAGAGUAGAGAUACAUUUUAUGUAUGGGUAUUUACUUUCUAAUUCUUCGUAGAAAUAAAUGUUUUUUUGACAUGCGGUGCAGAAGGAAGGUUAAGUGAAAACGUUCCCCUUAACCAAAUGUUCCUUGAAGUCACAAGAGAUUUUCAAAAGCUAGACACUAAUACAUCCCGUAAUUAAGAAAUAAUGGGCUUUCCGAAGUGAUUUAUUUCCAUAGAUUUAAUGUCAGUACUGAAAAGCUCCAGUUUAAAUUGUUGCAGACCUCAAGUGUAACAAUGUGAUAAAUCACCUAUGAGACCAAUAAGAAUAAACACAAAAGACCAGGCUGAAUGUUUGUGGCUUUUAUUAAAAUAAUAAUAAUAAUUAAAUAGAAAAAAAAAAUUGUUUCUGAAAUCUAAACAUUACUCGAAAAUCACUUACAUGCUGAGAUUUUGUUGCCAACACAGAAAUAUUGUAAUUUACAUGAAAUGUCUCAUUUGGAUAUUCUAAAGAAUAAGGAAUCUGAUAUUUAUUUUGCACGAGUCCAAGUUUCAUUACAACAAAGAUGCAUAUCACAUCCCACACGUAUUUUUGUUUUAUUGGAUAGUUAGAGUUUAUUAUUUUAUCAUAAUGAACCAAAAUACUAGAUCGAUUAAUAGAUCUGUCUGUCUGUCUAAAGAACUGAAUACACAUAUACUUUCCUAAGGUAUGCUACAACAUGUCAAAAACCUGAAUAAGCAAAUACUUGGCAUGCAUUAAACAUUCGCUCUUGAAGUGGCUAUUAAAAUAAUAGCAGUUGGGGGCGGGGCCUGACAGCCAAAAUGGCCGGACGUGCUCUCUAAGAGCUCUUACACCGGAGGGCACAAAAACGAUAAUCCUGGCAAGCCGAAUUAAGCCAACAGCCCACGGUGUCCAGAAACCGAUAUAGAACCACACGAGGAACAAAACGGUACAGGUCAUGCACCACAGCGAUUCACGAGCACAUGUACCGGCCAUGCGGCCUAUACUGCAGAGGAGCCUGAAGCCUGGAGGAGGCGGCCGAUCGCCCGGCAAGGGACCUGCUUGCAAGCGAGAACUACAAGAUGCCCAGCUACCCCCCCCCCCUCUGGACCGGUGGGGGAUAUCCCGGUCCUCGCUGGGGACGAUUACCCCAACAGCAAGACACGAACAAGCGACAACACAUGCGGGUAAACGGGACUGCCAAGGCCCAAACAAGAUGGCGCCACAGGCGCGACAGGCGACAAAAGGCUCCCCUACCAAACCACCUCUUCACACGUUGAACUUCUUUGAACGUCUCUGCACCAGCCUAUGGUAUGGGCUCCGCAAUAGGCGCCGGCUCUUCAAACAAGCGAGAAAAGAAGCGGCGGCAUGGAUUCGUCCUGCCACCCGACGCCUAUUGAGUGGUUGCCCGACCCGAGUCCCCAAAAGGGCCCUCAGACAGAGAAGAGGCGGGAGUUCAGAAUGGGGGAGAGAGGAGAACGGCUCCCCAGGCUCCAACAAUAGUAACCACAUAUGGCAGCACAAAAUAGCCACACACACCCGACCAACUCACCGCCCAGCGGCAUCUGAAGCUUCUGACCAUUGCAGCAUGUCCCCACACUUCUGGACACACGCUGAACACUCAUACCAAGCACCUAUCACCCCGGGGGCGACCCGGCACCAGCAGCAAGGUACAGCCAAAAGACCCCAUCAACUCCUGCACAUUCAACGAUCGCAAACAGAGAUCCAGGGGCACAGACAACGGGGAGCUGUGGGACCACAUCUUUCCCAAAGACUGGACCGUGAUCUGCCCCUCACAGGCAUAGGCUAAGCUGAGCUGACAAGUGGAAUUCUCUGGGAAUUACUAUUGUCCAAAUAUGUUUUUCUUCGGAACGCUGAUUUGAUUUUUAUUUAUUUAUUUUUUAAUUAUUUUUCUUUUCAUGUGAUUAUACCAGCAGUCCUGAUAGCUGAUAUAUCUCUUUUCUUGACUCUCGAUUGAUAAUGCCUUUAUCUACCACCCCAAGGGGGCCCCCUAGGGUGAGCAUGCUGACAGCCCAGAAAUAAGCAAUACGUUUUCUCCAUAUCUUAAUAUGCUGUUUCAAUGUGGUUUAGCACCCCUUUACUGUGGUCAUCCCACUGCAGCUUCAGACUACAGUGCUACUUAAACCCAAGAGCAAGCAGCUCAGACCCAUUGUGGGACAGGGAAAACACAGGGAGCAUAGUGGGGUAUUGGUCUACUUAAAUAAGCGUGUAUUGCAUAGCACCCCAAAGUUCUAGCCAUAUACAAACCGAAUCAAAAGUAUGCCUCCUCACCAUAGUUUUACUCGUCCCAUAGCACUCAAACCUAUACCAGUUCUAGUAACCCCUCGCAGUUGGUUUAGCCUGUCUUGAACCCGCGCAUAGUUGCCAAACAUUACGUACCCAAAGUUAUGCAUGUCUAACUGUGAAUGCUUCUAAAUAAGUUAUGAUUAACAGAUACUAUCUGCUACUAAUCUAUGUUAAACAAGACUUCAUCUCCUAACUAAAAAUUGUGCAAGUGCCAAUGUAUACUCCAUUGUUACUGAUGUUUGCAAAGCAUUAGGAUUGCCUUUGGGGUACCCCGUGCACAUAUGUUAUUCCAAAUGCACUGCAAAAAUAAAGAAUUUAAAAAAAAUAAAAAUAAUAGCAGUUAAAAAAACUAUAAAAAAACAACAGGAAAGCUAUUAUCUGAGCAGGUACACCAACUUGUGAGGACAUCGACUGGCAGAUAUCAAUUUUCAACUUAUUUAUAGCAAUUGUCUAAUGGGUAAAACAAAAGUCAUAAGUUUUACAAAGUUUUGAUGAAGUCAUUUAAAGAUGCUUUUUUUGUACAUAUGAAAUCCAUAUGAAAUCCACAAAAUUCUAAUCAAUGUUCUCAUCGUUUUUCAACUUAACAAUUGUUUUUUUUUUUUGUCUUAAUAACCAUUUAUUCUAACAUUAAUCCCUCUAGCUUGCUCAGAGUAGAUUUGUUUCAAUUAAAGGGACACUAUAGUCACGAGAACAACUACAGUUCUGGUGAGUAUAAUAGCUCCCUUCAGGCAUUUUCAUGUAAACACUGCCUUGUCAGAAAAAAGGCAGUGUUUACAUUGCCCCUAGGGACACCUCUUAGUAGCCACUGGAAGGGCUUCCUAGCUCAGGGCUGCACAGUAAGCAGCCCUGCCGUUCAGUGUCCCCACGCUCUGCAUGGAGAAGUUGAAUUUUCCUCAUAGAGAUGCAUUGAUUCAAAACGUCAUUUGGCCCGGCCUUGUGCAGAUUUUAGCCAAUCCAAUUGAUUGGCUAAAAAUUGGCCAUCCUGAUGAUGUCACAAAGGGGGCGGAGCCAGCGCUGGCAGACCCGCCCGGCGCUGCAAAUAAGGUGAGUUUAAACUUUUAUAGGUGGGCUAAAGUGCGGGGCAAGCCACCUAAAUGGUGGGUUUAGCACUAUAGGGUCAAGAACACAUGUUUGUGUUCCUGACCCUAUAGUGAUCAUUUAAUCCCUUUUCACCCACCUCUGAUACAUGCACUCCUUACAUUGGAUGUCAAAAUCUUUCAAAAACAAUUUAAAUGAUCCCAACACAGAAAACUACUUUUUUUUUUUUCCUUUUCCCUCAUGUUCAACUUGCACAGUGGAAUGAUUUCCAUCAGACUAACUCCAACAAGAUUUGAGAGCAUUCACCAUUGUACAAAACAAUACUCACACAUCAUCAGUCAAAAAGCAAAUACUUCAUCUCCACCCCAUAUCUUCCCCUAACCUUGCUAUAAGGCACCUCUAUCCAAAAAGUUCACUACACUCUUUGAUUCACUUGACACUAAACCUUUCCUUGGUAUUCACGUAUUCAUUUUCAAGAUUUGUCCAAUACAUCUUAAAUCUUCACUAGCUCACAAUGCAAAGAUUGGUGGCAUGUUCACACAGCAACCAAAAUAUGUAGUCAAUUACUCUUGUAUGAAUAGGUUAAGAAUAGGAGCAUAAGCAGUUUAGAUUGCAAGUAUUAGUAAAUUGUGAGGCAUAUAUUUCAUAUAAAAGAAUUUAGGUUUUCAUUUUUUAGCAUUAGAUAGUGUGGUUAUGUAAAACAUAUAACAUAGACAAUGUCAAAGUAAUUAAAAUGUUUACUUGUAUCUACGUGUGUAUGGUGUAUACAAAUUUGAUAUGGAAUUCUCCUUUAAUUAUCACAGUUAACAACUUUACUCGAAAAAGUGUGUUUUGCUUUGCAUAUGCAAGAAAUUGUGGUUUUAUAUCACAACAUUCAGUUACUAUGUAGUACUGAGAAAACUAUUUGGCCUAGGGGUAGUUUGGCAUGCAAGUAGAUAUGGUGUGGUUAUGCAAAUGUUUCAUUGUGAGAUAGGUGAGAUGACUUAAUAUUAUCCAACAUCUUUUUUUUUUUUUUUUUUUAACACAAAUGUUCACACUUUAAAACGACAAUAUAAACCAGUCAGAGAUUACCUUGGCUACUAUUACUGUUUUGAAACACAAUAGCAAUUUUAUAUAACUAUAGAAGAUAUACUGGAAACUUAAAAUACACACGGUGAGCUAGAUCCAAGGACCCUCUCCCCCCCUGGAUGAGCAAAAGACCAGAAGAGCUGGGGGGUUGAUGACCUAAGGGGGCCACAAACUAAAAUAGAGAUCAGAUGAGUUAUAGGUCCAGGAUCCAGUCCUUUUGCCUAAUAAAAGGUGUUAAUAUCCCAAUAAGAGAAUAAUGCAAAUUUUACAACCAAUGAGUAAAGAAAACAAUGAGCUUCACUCACCUCGUAAAUCAAGAUUCAAAGAACAUCAGCAAAGGUAAUAAUCCAAAGAAACUAGACACAAUUACACAGCUGUCAUUACUCUUGUGAAACAAAAAAUAACGUUAAAGGACAAGUAAAUUAACCCCUUAAGGACACAGCUUCAGAAGCUUGACUUACGCUUAAUGACACAAGCAAUUUUUGCAUUUUCUUGCUGUUUGCGUUCAACUGCAAUUUGCAUCUCUCUCAUUUAUUGCACCGACACAUAUUAUAUACUGUUUUUAAAGGACAGAAAGGGCUUUAAUUUGAUAUAACAUAUAUAUAUAUAAAUGCUUACUUAUUAUAAAAAAAAUACAGAAAAAUGCAAAAAAAAUGAAAAAUAUUGGGUUUUUUUUACAGUUUUUGCAAUAAUAAUGUGUGCAUAAUUAGUGCAGGUUAAGGAAAGUAAUUGAAAAUAAAUUUAUUUAUUUGUUCUGAUUUACAGAAUAUAUAAUGUGUCUGGGAUUUUAAGUUUUUUUUGGUAGUUACAGGUCACAAAGCACAAGGAGUAAAAUAAAAUUUUAAUGUGGAGCGAUUUUAGAAUUUGGUAUGUUUGUCUUGUAAGCUUAAUAGCCAUAAAAGAAAACAAAAUUGCCACACAAAAGUAUAUAUUUAUAUAAAGUAGACAUCACGGGCUAUUUACCUAAGGUUGUUUUGACACUUUCUACGUAGCCAUUUCACCGCCAACCUCUGCUAAAUAUUGGAGUAAAAUUGUGUUCUUUUUGGUUUUUGGCACACAAACUUAUAACAGAGAAAUUCUCGUGUAUAUUUUGUGAAGUUGGUGUGUGCUAUUCCUGUACAAAGUUUUAUUUUGUGUUCAGUUAUAUCUGCUGAGUAAAAUGACACCCCCAUUGUAUGUCUUUUGCACUAUUUCGUGAAGUUACAGUGCCAUACAGGAUACCUGUCCUUUUCAGUAUUCACAGUAGAAUUUUGAGAGAUUAAUUUAAUGAGCCUUAGCUUCCAUUUGGGGUAUUAUAACAGUUUGACUGUUCAAAAAAAACCCACAAAGGCCUACCAUUUGUAAAAGUAGACACUCCAGGGUAUCUUAUAAGGUGCAUAUUGUGCCUUAACAUGCCCCCAUUUUUUCACCAAUAUAUGCCAAAGUAUAUGGUAAAAAAAAAUUUUGUGCAUUUUUUACAUACGGAUUGCAUUUUUGCUGGGCGUUUUGUAUAUUUCAUAUGUGCCACUAAGUUCAAACCCCCAAAUUAUGCUCAGCUAAGUCUUCUGAGUAAAAUGACACCCCAUAUGAAUGUCUUUGGCACUAUUUCGUGAAGCUACAGUGCCAUAUAGGAGACCUGUCCUUUACAGUAUUCACAGUAGAAUUUUGAGAGAUGGAUUUAAUGAGCCUUAGCUUCCAUUUGGGGUAUUAUAACAGUUUGACUGUUCAAAAAACCCCCACAAAGGCCUACCAUUUGUAAAAGUAGACACUCCAGGGUAUCUCAUAAGGUGCAUAUUGUGCCUUAACAUACCCCCAUUUUUUCACCAAUAUAUGCCAAAGUAUGUGGUAAAAAAAUUAUUUUGUGCAUUUUUUACAUACGGAUUGCAUUUUUGCUGGGCGUUUUGUAUAUUUCAUAUGUGCCACUAAGUUCAAACCUCCCAAAUUAUGCUCAGCUAAGUCUUUUGAGUAAAAAUACACCCCAAUGAAUGUCUUUGUCACUAUUUUGUGAAGCUACAGUGCCAUAUAGGAGACCAAGCCAUAUCCGUUUUUACCAAACUUUGAAUUUUGACGCUGGGCCUAUGUGCAAUUUCCAAGCAUCUUCGCAGGUUUUAAAUUCAAUCUACCCCACAAAGGCCUACCAUUUCUUAAAGUAGACACCCCAGGGUGUUUCAAAAGGUAUAGUUUGAACCUUAGCGUGGGAUCAUUUUUCCGCUAGCUUGUACCAGAUGUAGUGGUAAUAAGCAUUUUUUCUGCCUUUUUGACAUACAAAGUGAGUUUGCGCAGCAUAUUUUGCAAACCUUAUGUGUGCUACGACUGUAUAAUACUUCAUAUGUUGCUCAGCUAUGUCGGCUGAGUACAGCAAUACCCCCGUAUGUACCUUUGCCAGGUAUGUGUGGACAUGGGAGGGGCACAUUUGGGACACAGCCAUUCCAUUUUUUUUCAAACUUUGAAUUUUUAUGCUGUGCCUAUGUCCCAUUUUAGAGUAUUUUACCAGGCUAUAUAAUCCAAAUUCCCCAUAAAGCCAUACAAUUUCUUAAAGAAGACAUCCCAGGGUAUUUCAAAAGGCAUAUUUUGAACCUCAGUGUGGGAUCAUUUUUCCGCUAGCUUGUACCAAGUGUAGUGGUAAUAAGCAUUUUUUCUGCCUUUUGACAUACAAAGUGAGUUUGCGCAGCAUAUUUUGCAAACCUUAUGUGUGCUAUGACUGUAUAAUACUUCAUAUGUUGCUCAGCUAUGUCGGCUGAGUACAGCAAUACCCCCGUAUGUACCUUUGCCAGGUAUGUGUGGACAUCGGAGGAGCACAUUUGGGACACAGCCAUUCCAGUUUUUUUCAAACUUUGAAUUUUUAUGCUGUGCCUAUGUCCCAUUUUAGAGUAUUUUACCAGGCUAUAUAAUCAAAAUACCCCAUAAAGUCAUACCAUUUCUUAAAGAAGACAUCCCAGGGUAUUUCAAAAGGCAUAUUUUGAACCUUAGUGUGGGAUCAUUUUUCCGCUAGCUUGUACCAAGUGUAGUGGUAAUAAGCAUUUUUUCUGCCUUUUUGACAUACAAAGUGAGUUUGCGCAGCAUAUUUUACAAACCUUAUGUGUACUAUGACUGUAUAAUACUUCAUAUGUUGCUCAGCUAUGUCGGCUGAGUACAGCAAUACCCCCGUAUGUACCUUUGCCAGGUAUAUGUGGAUGUUGAAGGGGCGCAUUUGAGACGCAGCCAUUCAGUUUUUUCUAACUUUGAAGUUUUACGCUGUGUCCAUGUUCCAAUUUGGAAUAGUUUAGACGGUUGGUUAUUGAAACUUCCCCACAAACACAUACUAUUUAUUAAAGAAUACACUCUGGGGUAAUUCAAAAGGCAUAUUUUGAACCUUGGCGUGGGAUAAUUUUUUCUCUAGUUUGUUUCAGGUGUAGUGGUAAUGAGCGUUUUUAAAAUGUAUUUUUUUACUUUUUAUAACUUUUUACUUUUAAAAACUAGUUUUUAAACUUUUGUUUUGCUUAUAAAUUUUUUUUAAACUUUCCUAAACUUUCUUAAAACUUUUUUACAGAUUUAACAUUUUUCUAAGCUUUUUUUUUUUACCGUUAACCCCUAGCUAGCAGUACGCAGCAGUAACAGUAAAUUCCCCAUUUUCCCAUAACUCCCACCCACCCCAGCUAGCAAAAUAUAUAGUUAUAAAAUAUUUAAAUUAAUUAAAUAAAUUGAACCCCUGAGGGUUAAAAAAAUAAAUAAAAGUUAAUCCACAGGGGUUAAAAAAUUAGAUCACAGUAUAAUACUGUGAUCUCUAUUUGAUCGCUGUAGGCAGUGAUCGACUGGCAGGGAAGGGGUUAAUUUUUAUUUGGACUAGGUAAAGUGUGUUUUUUUGUUUUUAUUACUUAAAUGUUAUUAAAACAUUUUUUUUAAGCUUAAUUUUUUACUUUUUAAAGUUUCUUUUAAAACUUUUUUUUAACGUUAACCCCUAGUUAGCCUAACGUCAAAUCCCCCAAUUCCCCAAUAACUUCCACCUACCCCAGCUAUCUAAAUAUAUAAUUUAAAAAUAAUUUAAUUAAUUAAUUUAAUUAAUUUAACCCCUGAGGGUUAAAAAAAAAAAAGAAUUAACCCUCAGGGGUUAAAAAAAAAAUCAGAUCAUAGUACAAUGUAAUCCCUGCCAAUUGAUCACUGUAGUCAGUGAUCAAUUGGCAAGGAAGGGGUUAAUUUUUUAUUAAAAUGGGUAAGGGGGGGGGGGACUUUAAAUAAACUUUAUUUUUUUUUCCAGCAGGGGGCAGGAUCAGCACUGAUCCGGCUCCCUGCACUUCACACAGAACCCGGAAGUGCAGGGAGCCGGUAGGUAAGUAUUCAGAGCACAUGUGCUCGCUCCGACUUGUGGUCAGAGCGAGCACAUGUGCUGGGCAGCUUGACCGGGUGCUCCCGGUAUGGCUCCAAUGCGGAGGCAUACCGGGAGCACCAUUAACCCCGCGAUCGCCGCGAUAGCGGCGAUCCGGGGUUAAUUUUACCGCGUGACGGACGAGGUCCGUCACCCGUCGUUAAGGGUCUCCCCUGUGUGACGGACCUCGUCCGUCACCCGUCCUGAAGGGGUUAAAAGACUUGGCUUCUUGGUGUUCUAUCAUAUAUAUGUAUGUGUAUAUGCAUGUAUGUAUAUAUAUAUAUAUAUAUAUAUAUAUUACAUUUUUACUCAUAUAAAUAACACUGAUCAUGAUUAUCAAGUGAUUAUCAGGUGAGGUACUGCUAUUUAUUUAUUGUUUUUGAGAGGGCACAGUUACCUCAAUAUAAAUUACUCCUGCCCGUUUCAAAAUAUCAAUCUUAAAUGUGUUUUUUACUAUACAAUGUAUAUCAACAUGCAAUUGCCUUCAAUUAUGUCUGAGAUGUUUUUGAAACAUGAUUGCUGAGAUGUUUUUGACAAUAGUAUUUUAACAAUCAUUUAAUGGGAUUUAACCCCAUCCCUCUCAAUAAUGUGCAAAUUAAGCAAGCAAUGUUAAAUAAAAUAAUUCCCUUUUUUAUUAUGCUCUUUAAUUUAGUACAGCUUUUUUUUUUACCCUGUUGAGAAAUUAAUUUCCCUGCCAGAGUUGCAUUUUUUUCUCUCUUCAUCUCUGCAGAGAGACUGUUAGCAUACCCACAUAUAAGAGUACACUUUGAACGACAAACUUUAAUGCUGCAUUAUGGCAGCAAACAAGGGGAAAGCUUUAAAAAAUGCAAGUGCAUGUCAGAGAUUGUUUACAUUCAUCAAUAAUACUUUAAAAAUAAUUUGUUGCACAAAUAAUUGAUGUAACUGUUCCUAUUGUAUUUGGGCAUUAUUUUAACAUUUGGUUGACUUUUUUUUAGUAAAACGUAUUUCUAAAAAUUCCUUACCCAUACUCAUGAGUAGGGUAUUUAAACAUACAAGUCUAGACAAAGCAAUUGCUUUGUCAGGCUAUUAAAAUAUACUGGGACUGGAUAAAUGAGUAAUUUGUUUCAACCUAAUUUUAUAUUCAGAAAAGGCUAGUGCUGCAAAUGCCUAUUUUUUCUGAAUAAGAUUACUGUAAUGUACUUGACUUGAUUUUUAUUCAUCAAUUGUUUGGAAAGUGCCCUGCUCGGUGACCUUUGUUAGUCAGCCUGUCAAAGGGAUGCUCUAAGCAAAAUAUUAUCACCAUAACAGCUCAGUGAAGUGAUUAUGCUGCAAACAAGCUAUGGGCAGCAUCCUCUAGAAUAAUAGGAUGAGAACAUUGGGCUAACUGGUCCCCAGUAUCCUCUGCCAAUCACCAGUUUUGAAAAACAAAUACAUUUGUAUAUUUACAUUAUCACUGUGGCUAAGAGGGAGCUGUCUUUGAAUGCCCAGAGAACUGCUGUGGUUUUUGUUUGUUUUGUUUGUUGCCAAAACUCUGUGAUUUCACAUAAAUGGAUGGAGCCAAGAAACAAUUAGCAACAUUUGAACUGUAGUGGUUGUGUAGCUUAAAAUGUUCCUUAACUAAAAUUAAAUGUUUCACUUUAUUAGAGACAAACACGAAUAAAAAGAAAAAAAUCUUGUAACAUACAAACUAUCUUUCUUUUUGGAUCAACAAAUAAAUUAUACGAUUUAAGAUUAAGUGUGCAAUUAACAGAUUAUCUAUAUUUAUUAGUACUAAUCUCUUUUCCUCUGGAGUCAUAAGUUUAAGGCAGUUUAAACUGCAUUCAUUCUAAACCAAUUUGUUCAAAAUUACAUCAGCUGACAGUAUCAAUUCAUUGCUUAGUGCUGGCGAUUAAGGUUUUAAUUUGUUUGUUUGUUUUACCCCUUAAUGUUCACUUUAAAAAUAAAAUGUUAAAAAAUGUCAUAUGCACUUCGGUAUGACCAUGCCACAUUAUAAUUUGUGUGCACUCUCUUAGAUUCAUCUUGUGAUACUAUAUGAAAUAAAUAUUUACCUGACUCCUCUGUAUUUCAUGACUUUCUUUUUUGUGGUUUUUUUUUUUUGGGUGGGAGCGGGGGGGCUGGAAUACUAUAUAAUGCUGUGAUAUGACUUUUAUUGCAACCCUUCUCUUUUUCUCAAUAAAGAUAUGUAACCUGAAUUCUGCAUUAGAAUAAAAAUGUGGAUGUGUUCAAACUUCUGCUUUCUGCUUAACCCCUCCAAUAUCCAAAUCAAGUAUGAACAUUUUUUAUUUUCACGCAUUUUGGAGUAUAAAAUCUAUGGUUAAAUAGUUACAUAGUUAUCGAGUUAACUAGGUUAAAAAAAAUACUAAAGUCCAUCAAGUUCAACCGUGACACUCAUUUUUUAAUCUUGUGGAGUCAAAGGAUGGCAUUUUCAAUUAUGUCACAAAAAGGGAAAAUAAUAAUUCUUGACUCCAUUAUGGCAAUCAGAUUUUUCCUUAGAUCAUAAACCUGUUUACAUACAUAUCAAUUGUAUUCUUUAAUAUUCUGGUAAUGCAAAAAAAAAUUCAAGUAUUUUUUUUUUUUAUUUAUCUAUAGAACCUGAUAACACAAUCUCUUUAGGCAGAGAAUUCCAUAUCUUUAUUUUUCUUACUGUAAAGAACCCUUUUCCUACUGUAAGCAAGAACUCCUUUCUUCCAGUCUGAAUGGGUGACCUCUUGUAUAAUGAACAGGUUAGCACUUUACGGUUUGUACUUACCCUGUAUACAUUUGUAUAGUACUAUCACAUCCACUCUGAGUUGCCUUUUUUAUAAAGAAAACAAUUCCAGUUUUUCUAGCCUUUCCAUUUUUUUCCAUUCUCAUUAGUUUUGCAGUUUGCCUCUGUACUUUUUCUAGUUCUGCAAUAUCCUUCUUUAAAACAUGUGCCCAAAAUUGCACAGCAUAUUUAAGUUGGGGUCUUACCAUCAAUUUGUAAAAAAGCAAAGUGAUAUUUGGAUCAUGCGAAUAAAAAAAACAUCUUUUAAUAUAUGGAAGCACAUUACCAGCUUUUGCAACAGCAGACCGUCAUUGCAUACUGCUGCCUAGUUUGUGAUCUAUAAUUGUUCCCAUGUGCUUUUCAUUUAAAGGACCAUUAUAGUGUCAGGAAAACAAACGCGUUUUCCAGACAAUAUAUAAUCCAUAGGUCCCCCCACCCUCAGGGCCCCCCUCCCGCUGGGCUGAAGGGGUUAAAACCCCUUUAGUCACUUACCUUUAUCCAGCGCCAGGCUUCCUUGGCGCUGGUGAUCUCUCCUCUCCCUCCGACGUCAGCUCCCGAGUGGAGCUCAAUGCGCAUGUGUGGCCAGAGCCGCGCGUGCAUUAAAAACGCAUAUAGGAAAGCAUUUCUCAAUGCUUUCCUAUGGACGUUCUGUGUGCUCUAUGUGAUUUUUGUCGGGGAAGUGCCUCUAGCGGCUGUCAGGAAGGCAGCCACUAGAGGCUGGAUUAACCCUUCAAUGUAAACAUAGCAGUUUCUCUGAAACUGAUCUGCAGGGUUAAAACCUGGGUGACCUGGCACCCAGACCACUUCAUUGAGCUGAAGUGGUCUGGGUGACUAUAGAGGUCCUUUAAUGUUAUUCCUUACUCUACCCCAUUCAAUGGAUAAUUGGCUUGUGAGUACCUUAUUCCAAAAUACAUGACUUUACUUUUAUCUGUGUUGAAUGUCUUCUGCCACUAACCUGCACAGUCAUCCAAUUUAUUCAAAUUCCUCUGUAGAGAAGGUAUGACUGUAUCAGACUAUAUUUUUUACCUAGUUUUGUGUCAUCUGCAAACACAGACAAAUAAUUUUAUGGCAAGACAGGAGGCUUCAUAUUUGCUUAUCUUUCUUUACUGAAACUCCCAGCAGCAAAUAAAAAGUUAACAUGAGUGUAAAAAAUUCAACCAAUCAGAAUGCAUAAAAGUAAUAUACAGUGCCAUCAUACUCCCAAUUCCUCUCUCUUUGCUGCUUGCUUCCCAGGUGAGUCUAUUCAGAUUACAUUGCCUUUGAUGGUUUAGUUUGAUUAUUACACCUACGAUAUCUAUACAUUUAUUUAUGUAUUUAGUUUACAUUUUUACUUGUGUAUCUUACAUCACUUGCUCUAGGUUUCUAUACCUAUCACAACCUUAUUUUUUUAAUUGUUACCCUUCAUCACUGCUGUGAUUUUAUUCCCUUUUUAGGUUUUUAUUUGAUGCCCUUUUAGGGUUUUCUUCUGCUGGGUCAUUCUCAAAAAUCCACGGUUUACUCUUAAUUAGAGGCCUUUUUCACAAGGCCUUUCUGAUUGACCUGCCUUCCCAUAUCCCCAUAUUACAUGGCGGCCGCGGACUCCAUUUCCCAGGGAGCUGCAACACGAUUUUUGCACCCUUUUUUCUCAGGAGCUUUUCUUCCUCUGAUUCGUGUCAUUUCUGACUCAAUCUCUCCUCUCCCUGAUAGUCGCGGUGGCUAUAUAGCUUGUCAUGCCAUUUUCCUGCUUUUUCUCAACUGGCACCAACAGUCGGAGCUGUGUGCUCCUCCACGCACCCUCACAGCGGUGAGAAGUUCUAUUACCCACAUUUCUUCUACACUUUUGGUAAUACCAAUUUAUCCAUCUCUGAUUGCAUAUAUUCUUUUUUCCACAGAUUUUUUUUACAAAGAUCUGUCUGCUUCUUGUAAAGGGCUUUUUGUGGGUGACCCCCAUUAACAUUUAUUGUCCCAAUAUUGAUUUUUUUAGUGGAUGGCCCCCACUUCAUAUUGUAUUUGAUAAUUAAACUCAUCUGAUUUGAUUACUGUGAUUAACCACUUCAUUAAAAAUACUCUGGUGAUAACACCACCUCUUGUUUUAUUAACUGUGGCUGACCCCACUGUUUACAUACACUGUGUAGGCUAACCCCACUAACUGUUGCUGUGGGUGACCCCCACUGUUUUACCUUAUGUGGGUGACCCCCACUAUCCUGUCCCACUGAGCUGCCUCAUAUUUAUCCUAUUAUUGUUCUUGGGUGAACCCCAAUUUUUUUAGGCAGUGUAAUCCUGUGUGAUAAGGUGAAUGGGGUGGUCUGUGAGGGAGUCUAUAUCUCGACAGAAUUGUUCAGAGAGGCAUAUGAUUUUUAACCCCAGGGGGAGUGUAUGUUUCUGUGUAUGUAACCAGAAUGAAUAUUUAGUUAUGGGCCCCUGGGGUGGAGCAUUUGGAGAGCAGGGUGGGCCAGUGCUCCACUCCGCAGUUUAGCGGUUUUCUUGGAAGACUUAGAUCCAGCCCAGGGUUUUGGACUGUCUCCAACCUACUGCUCAGCUGUAGGUAAUCGGCUGCAGCAGUGGGAAUAAAUCCCUCCCUGCUAGGCAGGUAAGGGAGAAUAUUUUGUUUCUCUCUGAAAGGCUGGAAGCAGCAGGCUGGCUAAAUACUGGAGUGCUGAGAGUGGACAAAGACUCUAGGUUGGUGAAACCACUAUUGUUUUGUUUAGUUUAACCCUGAGAGAUAGGGAACCUAAUGUCAGUUAGUGCUCAGAUGAGCCAGGUUUUUGUUUAUAGGGUUUUCUGAUACAUUUGUUUCAUUUACUGCUGUAUCCUGUGUGAACUUACAAAUAAAGUGCCUGGAGUAUUUGCAAUUACAAGGACUGUGCAUGUUUUUGCCCUAGAGGACCGUGCUACCUGCAAAUAAGGAUCACACCUGCUUCUACCUUUUAUUAAAGUGCAUUUAUGUUUAUCUUUGAAUUCAGUGCACCCAUAUGCUCCCACUAGAAUUGAGGUUUUAUUUUCUCAUUAUUUCCUCAUACAUAUUUGUCUUUUAAUUGUAAGCCAACAUGGUCUGAACAUCCAGACCCUGCCAUCUCCUCUGACUUACGUGCUUGGCUUUUCUCUACUAUUGCGGAGUCAAUACCCAAGGCUUUAGCCACCUUUCAUGAACAAGCUUCUACUGAUGCUAACCCUCCUGCACAUAUACCCUCCGAUUCAGAGGAUUCUCACCCUUCUGAUCACAAAGGAGCCCCGCGCAAAGAAAAAAUAGCACCUCUGCAGGCAAGGGCAAAGCUCCGGCAAAAUCCCUUAAAUUGUCCCUGCCACUUACUAUGCAGGAUAACAUGGACCCUCUAGAGGAUUCCACAUCCCGUCUUGCUGGUCAUGUUCUUGAGGAUUAUGGUGUUUCAGGAUUCUGCCACCUCAGAGUUUGUUAA
This is a messenger RNA of Pelobates cultripes (western spadefoot toad), 20192 nucleotides long. The record is from the annotation of a GenBank genome assembly. NCBI's taxonomy places the organism in Eukaryota, Metazoa, Chordata, Amphibia, Anura, Pelobatidae.